AUGAUGUACCCAACGGACAGUUUGAAACAUGGACCGCUGAAGCUGAACCCGUUCGUCGCGCGGAGCAACCUCGACCGUGGCAUUAUGCUGAAGACGAUACAGAGCCUGUGCUACAAGAGCGGCGACGGGCUGGGCGUGCCAUCGCCGUUCCUGGUGGACAAUAUACUGCAGCAGACGAGCGACUACCGCAGCCAGUACAUCAACCAGCAGUUGGAGAGCUACGUGCUGCAGAGGUACGAGCACUCCAGGGACGACUCCCCUGAAGCGGACGAGGUGAGGGACGGUCAGGAGGUGGACGAGCGACGGGAGUCGAUCGACGAAUCCAAGAUGGAGAAUGACGAUGACUCGAAGAGCAGGGAAGAUGAAGAGAGUUACGAGAUGAAGAGCGAGGCCGCUUAUUAUAGCGAGCGCUACAGAAGCGAGGACCCUCGGGGCUCGGAGAAGGAGGUGCUCAGCGUGCCGACCUUGGCGAGGCGUUGCCACAGCUGCGGGGCAUUCGACUGCCCGCCGUACGCUUGCCAGAGGACCGGCUCCUCGGGGAUCCGUCGGCUGGAGGAGUUGGAGAAGCGCUUCAACCUCCACGGCUACCAGGAGCACUCGGGAGACGAGGAGCCCGCCAGGGAGGCGGGCCAGAGCACGGAUGAGAUAGUGAGAACGUGCGACGACUACGAGCAAAAGAAACCGCCACUGAAGUUCAGCGUCAGCGCCAUCCUGGGCGACAGGGGAGAUUCCACAAGGAGUAGCAGCAUAAACGGUAAGCGUUCAACGGUUCCGGCAAUACGUGACGGCACACCUUUUGUUAUAGAGACGUGUGAUUGCUAUUUGCGAGUAUAUGGAAGAGGGUUGACAGUGAAUGUUAGGCGGUUGAAACUU
This is a messenger RNA of Iphiclides podalirius (scarce swallowtail), 873 nucleotides long. Lineage: Eukaryota; Metazoa; Arthropoda; Insecta; Lepidoptera; Papilionidae. The record is from the annotation of a GenBank genome assembly.